This is a messenger RNA of Topomyia yanbarensis, 2429 nucleotides long. RefSeq names its product flap endonuclease GEN (gene Gen). Lineage: Eukaryota; Metazoa; Arthropoda; Insecta; Diptera; Culicidae. The transcript has 4 exons. Gene Ontology annotation, molecular function: 5'-flap endonuclease activity; four-way junction DNA binding. The record is from RefSeq and is a predicted model, not a curated record. Bases 223 to 2424 code for a protein of 733 amino acids.
UAUGCCGCUAUAUCAGUCGACUUCGUCGUCGUGCACAGCCUAAUUUUCUUGCAUCUUUCAAUUUCUUUCUCUUUCAUUAACUGCUAUGAACUGCAUUCGACCAAUAACAGUUUAUCCGGAAUUUCCAUUCGAAGAGAAUUUUGACAGUUGGCUUGUUUGUCGAGAAUUUUUCUAUAAUGUAUUUUAAUAUUUUCAAUGCAAUAAACAAUCAUAGCUGAAACUAUGGGCAUAAAGGAUCUAUGGAACGUCUUAACACCGUACUGCGAAAGGAAGCCUCUGUUUGAGUUGAAUAAUAAAGCGGUUGCAAUUGACCUUUCAGGAUGGGUAUGUGAAAGUCUUAACGUUGUAGACUAUUUUGUUCACCCUCGGUUUUAUUUAAGAAAUUUGUUUUUCCGCACUUGCUAUCUACUGCAAACAGGAAUCGUUCCCGUCUUUAUUCUGGAGGGCACUGCACCACCACUUAAAUACGGAGUAAUCAUCAAAAGAAACCAGUUGCAAUUUCGCGGAGCUCGUCCAAAAAAGGCCGCAAAUUGUGAUAAAGAGGUACGCAAACGAACUGAAGAGAAAAAACCAUGUGUUCCGAAGGAACAAAAACGUAAUCGUUUCCACAAUGUGUUGAAACAGUGUGAAGAGUUGCUCAGUGCAUUGGGUUUGGUUUGCGUUCAGGCUCCGGGCGAGGCAGAAGCGUUAUGUGCCUAUCUCAAUCAUGACAAUCUUGUAUAUGGCGUUGUAAGUCAGGAUUCGGAUUGCUUCGCUUAUGGAGCGAUUAGAGUUUUCCGUAAUUUUUGUGCUUCCCAGAACGGAGGCUCGGUUGAUGUGUACGAUUUAGAAAAGAUUAGCCAAGUUAUAGACUUGGGUCAGGAAAAAAUAGUCGUUAUGGGUAUUUUGGCAGGAUGUGAUUACUGUCCUGCCGGAGUACCCGGGGUAGGCCGAGAAGCAGUCAGUAAACUGUUAGGAAGUCAUUCGAGUAAAGAUAUAUUGACACGUAUUCGAUCAUGGAGGAAAACAGCUGAUACAUUGACAGAAUUGGAAAUCAAAGUGGAUGACAAAAAUAUCUGCGCAGAUUGUGGUCAUAAUGGAAAGACCUUCAAUCACCGCCGUUAUGGUUGUCAGGAUUGUAAAACAAAAAAUGGCUGUGAUGACAGUAAAUGGAAACAACAAAGGGCAAAUAUUAAGGCAGAAAUGGAUGUUAAACGAAAGGCUCUGCUGCAACCAGAAUUUCCACCAGAAGCAAUAAUAGACGAGUUCAUGGUGCGGUCUUGUGAGCUUCCAAAACUGGACCUGGAAUGGAGGCAACCUAAUCUUGUAAAGUUUAUUCGUAGCAUAUCUGACCUUCUGCAGUGGAACGAAAUCUACAGUUUUCAAAAACUGCUCCCUUUGUUGACUAGAUGGCAAAUAUUGGCGCUUGCUGGAAAUUCAACGAAAAAAAUAACUAUUGCCCUCAAACCUGACUUUAUCAAGAAAAAACGUUCGCCUAAGGGUGUAGCGAGCUUUGAAAUAGUAUGGAAACAUGAGGACUCUUGCUUUGCGGGGUUGAUUCCGGAAGAUCAAAUUCAGGCAUUCUUAGAUGAGACAGGAAACACGCUAGAAUCUCUUUGGAGUACUAUUGAACCGCAAGAUUCUGUUGAAGCCGCCUAUCCAGAACUUGUUCAAGCAUUUAGAGCACCUAAGACAAAACCAAAAAGAACGAAAAAGGUGCCGGAUUGUGAGCAACGUAAAAAGAGAACAAUGAAGAAACCAAAAGAUGCUACACAAAGACGUUUGGAAGAGUUUUUGUCUGCAAUUAGCGACGGCACGAUUGGUGCACAGCUCUAUAACACAGACGACUUCGAUAAAGAAAAUUCAGAACCGUUAAAUGACGUUGCAUGUCUUGCGACGAGUCCUUCUGAAGUUGCACAGAGAGAUCCGCUGAAUAGCACCAAACAUAAUGUAGCCGAUAUGUCUAUUGAUUCUGUUGACUUGAGCACGAUAGCACUCGAAGCAUCGAAUGGAACCGAUUUUAUGAAUUUGUCGGAAAUCGUAGAUAGAGUUUGUGAUCCCAACUAUGGACGAGUCGCAUCUUCGCUACAAGCAACACUCGGAACUGCUGAUCUGUUAUCGAUGAGUAUUCAAAUAGACGAGCACGCAGAGGAUGAACUGGCAGACCAUAAUGAAAAAGAUGUCAUUCAACGGCGACUGCUUUUAAAACAAGAUGUCAUCCAUGUGGCCACCUCCUCAGCAGACCAAUCAAUGCUGAAUUGUUCCAUUCGGCUUCGAAAGAGAAAGAGUUUCUUCUUUGAGCCACUGAACGUUCCACCACCGGAGCUGCAGGAUUAUUGUAAUGAAAUUGAUAUGUUUGAGUGCUCACUCAUGCUAAAGGAUCAAAUUGUAGUACCCCUUUCGGAUGAGUUUAAUCAAACUAUUGUCUAUGAUAUAGAUUUUUAACGUAA